Messenger RNA from Eutrema salsugineum, 1606 nucleotides. RefSeq lists its product as uncharacterized. The record is from RefSeq and is a predicted model, not a curated record. The transcript has 2 exons. Lineage: Eukaryota; Viridiplantae; Streptophyta; Magnoliopsida; Brassicales; Brassicaceae. Bases 84 to 1520 code for a protein of 478 amino acids.
UUUGUCUCUGCUAUUCAAUUAUCAAUUUUUCUCAAUUCUCACGAAAAUUAUCUCAGCUCUCUCUUUAGUCUUUACACUUCCAUAUGCAUAGAUUUCGCCGUUCAAUCGCUGAAGGUGGGAAAGAUGGAUCUAAAGGUUUUGUGAAGAGGGUUACAUCAACUUUCUCCAUUAGGAAAAAGAAGAACACAACGAGUGAUCCGAAACCGCUUCUCCCUCGAUCGAAAUCAACAGGUGGCAACUAUGAAUCCAUGAGGCUUCCUCAGGGGAAAAAGUCUCUUCCAGAUGUCACAGCAAACACAAAGAGGACCAAAUCUGCAGGUGUUUCUCCUCAACCAAGGCGUGAAAAGAUCGAUGAAUCAGGGAAACAGUUUACGAAGCUGAGAUGUCUCGACGACAGCGAUUCCAUUUGGUUGUCUUCAGAUUGUACCUCUCCUACCUCUCUUCUAGAGGAACGAAGAGUGUCUGUCUCGUUUCAUUUCUCAGUCGACGAAAGGAUUGUCUCUUGGUUAUCAAAUGUUGCAAACUCUUCAUUGUCUCUGAAUCAAGAAGACACAAACUCCACCAAAGGGAAUCAGAGAUACCAGACAAGUUCAAAGAACGCAAAAUGUUCUUCACAAAACAUUCGAAAGGAUGGACAAAUCUGCAACUCAGCUGAGAAGAAGUAUGUUGGAACAGGCUCUGCAAAAACGUCAAGCAACAACAAGACUUGUCCACGAAAAUCAUGUGAAGAGUCAUCUAGUUCCACCACUUUUGUGAGUCCUGACGAAAAGAAAGUUAGCUUCUCACUAGAAUCAGAGGUGUCUCCUUCACCGGUUAGCUCAUCUGGUCCAAGUAAAACCAUACCGGCAAAGACUGUGGAGAAAGCUGCAGAGAAUGGGAAUUCAAAGAACAAGAUAGCUGUGGAGCCGCUUUUCUGGCCAUUUGAGCAGAAGUUUGACUGGACACCAGAGGAUAUAUUGAAGCAUUUCACCAUGUCUCCUCGGAGAAAGAAGUCACUAGGAACCAAAACUCCAGGUACUUCUCCAAGAUCAAUGAGGGCACAACUCCAAACAAGAAAGCUAGAUCUCAAAGAAGGGUGUAAGAGAAAGCUCAUGUUCAACGGUCCCGGAUCAAAUUCGAAACCCACACGGAUUCCAGAACUUAAACGAACAAUCAGCAGUAACAGCAACAACAGUAGCACCACCAAGAAAUCCGAGAUCAGCAAGAACGAACAACCCAUGAUCAGGAACAGUGUGAAGAGGAACAAAAGUUUGCCAUCGAGGUUGAGAAAAUCAAGCAAAAUAUCUUCAAAGGUGGUGCCAAUAGAAGCUACAGAAGAGAGUGGAGAGAUAUGCAGAGAGCAAAAAACACCUAAGAAGCUCAUCAUGACCCGCAAGUCGAGGACUUUUUUAGAAGAUGACUUUGCUUUGAUGAAUGAUUUCUCUAUAGAAAAGGCGGUUGGGCUUUGCGAGUUUAAGGGAAGAGAAGGCAUAGACUCAGACUUCAACACUGAUGGUUUCUUGUUCGAAGAUUCUCUAUGAAAACAAAAGACUUUUACAGGUUUGAUAACCCGAGGAUACAGCAUCAUACGGUUAAAUAGUGUAUACUUGCCAAACCGCAAUCUGCA